This is a messenger RNA of Tarenaya hassleriana, 2633 nucleotides long. Its product is annotated as probable glycosyltransferase At3g07620. The coding region runs from base 503 to 2434 and encodes 643 amino acids. The transcript has 7 exons. Gene Ontology annotation, molecular function: glycosyltransferase activity. NCBI's taxonomy places the organism in Eukaryota, Viridiplantae, Streptophyta, Magnoliopsida, Brassicales, Cleomaceae. The record is from RefSeq and is a predicted model, not a curated record.
ACGAGGAUUUGAAGAGUCGCGGUUAAAGGUAUCAAAACGGCGAAGAUAUACGAUUAGGGCAGAUUGCUCAAAUAAGCAAUAAAUCGCCUGGUAUGAAGAUGGGUUUCUGUUGUUGUCAGAGUCAGCCAUGGAGACAACAAAGUUGAAUGUCUGCGUUUGAUUUGUUGGAUGACUUUGACUUCAUUUGACGGACUUUGUCCCUGAAAUCUAGAAAUUUCUCCGAAACAGACAAUGAUGUUAUUUUUUAAAGCACGUUGAAGGGAGGAGACCAGGACGGCGGCAGGACCAAAGACAUCAACUUGUCACUUGACUUUGGUUUCUUUCUUCAAGAUUCAUCGGAUCGUCGGUGGAAUCCAUUGCGCUCUCUCUGUCUCUCUCUCUGACGAGGUCUUUUCCAUUUUAGGGUUAUGAAGACGGGUUUCUGUUGCUCUCGGACACGGAGACACAACGAAGUUGAAUGCUUCUGUGUUUGAUUCUGUUGGAAGAAUUUUGACUUCCUUUGAUGGAGUUUGUGUCUGAAAUCCAGAAAUUUCUCCGAAAUGGAAAGAAAAAAUGGAUUUUUCUGGUUGGAGCUGUGGCUUUCACUCAUAUCUUACUUUUCCAAUCUUUAGUUGUCCCUUUUGACAAGCUUAGAUUGUCCGAUGAGACGGCUUCAUCAGAAAACGCUGUUCUUAGAAACCGGUUUUCAGUUCAGGAAUCCGAUGUUUCUGCUGCCUCUGGACUUUAUGUCUUGGAGAAAACUGAUCAUGUUUCAGUGUUUGGUAAUGACGAUGGCCAAGAAAGAGGGAACAGCGUGGUCAUGAUGGGAACCGGCUCUCAUGGCAAUGAUGGUGAAUCGGGUUUGAAUGCAGGUGUAGAUAAUGACAUAGACGACGAUGAAGGGUUAGAUGACAGGAUUGAUUUAGAGAGAUUUGAAGACGAAAACGAUAUCGUCGAGGAACUAGCUGAUAGUAGCAAAGACCGAAUUCCUCAAGGGAAAGCUGACAAGCAAAGAGAGGAAGUUUCGAUGGAUAAGUACACGAAUCAGGUGCAGAAAUUUGAGUCCUCAAAAGCAAACUUAUCGGUACAGAACACGAAGAAUGUGAAAAGACCUACAUCAAGUGUAGUCUCCAUUGUCGGUAAUGCUACCUUGACCAGGAAUCUCCAUGUUUUAGAGAACGGUUCCUUGCCGAUCUCUAAGCGAGUGAAGAGGAAAAUGCGGUGUGAAAUGCCACCAAAGACCGUGACUACGAUAAAUGAGAUGAAUCAGAUACUAGUAAAGCACCGUAGAUCUUCACGUGCAAUGCGACCACGUUGGUCUUCUAGACGGGAUGAAGAGAUAUUGGCUGCAAAGAAGGAGAUAGAGAAUGCUCCCGAUGCAUCAAAUGAUCGACAACUUUAUGCUCCAAUCUUCCGGAACGUUUCCAUGUUUAAGAGGAGCUACGAGCUUAUGGAACGGAUACUCAAGGUGUACGUAUACAAGGAAGGUAGCCGGCCCAUUUUCCAUACGCCGAUACUAAAGGGAUUAUAUGCAUCGGAAGGAUGGUUCAUGAAACUGAUGGAAGGAAACCGGCAUUAUACAGUGAAGGACCCGAGGCGUGCUAACUUAUACUAUAUGCCGUUCAGUGCGCGGAUGUUAGAGUACAAACUUUACGUGCGUAAUUCUCAUAACCGAACAAAUCUACGUCAGUAUCUUAAGGAAUACACCGAGCAUAUUGCUUCGAAGUACCCUUUCUUCAACAGAACGGGUGGAGCCGAUCAUUUUCUUGUCGCCUGUCAUGAUUGGGCACCAUAUGAAACAAGACACCAUAUGGAGCAUUGCAUAAAAGCGCUGUGCAACGCUGACGUGACCGCAGGGUUCAAGAUCGGGAGAGACGUCUCUCUUCCCGAGACGUACGUCCGAGCGGCCAAAAACCCGCUUCGGGAUCUGGGCGGAAAACCUCCGUCUCAGAGGCGGAUUCUCGCGUUCUAUGCGGGAAGCAUGCACGGUUACUUAAGGCAGAUCCUGCUAAAUCACUGGAAAGACAGAGAUCCCGAGAUGAAGAUCUUCGGGAGAAUGCCACGGGGUUUCGAGAGCAAGAUGAACUACAUCGAUCACAUGAAAAGCAGCAAGUAUUGCAUCUGCCCGAAAGGGUACGAAGUGAACAGCCCGAGGGUCGUGGAAUCGAUCUUCUACGAGUGCAUUCCCGUCAUUAUCUCUGACAAUUUCGUGCCUCCGUUCUUCGAAGUUCUCGAUUGGGACGCGUUCUCGCUCGUUCUGGCGGAGAAAGAUAUCCCGAGACUGAAGGAGAUAUUGACGUCGAUACCCGAAGAGAAGUACCUGAGGAUGCAGACCGCAGUUAGGAAGGCGCAAAGGCAUUUCCUCUGGCAUGCGAAACCAGAGAAACACGAUCUGUUUCAUAUGGUGCUUCACUCUAUUUGGUAUAACAGAAUGUUCCAGGCAAAGCGUAGAUGAUGAUGAUGAUGAUGAUGAUGAUGAUGGUGAUGAUGAUGAUAAAAAGGCUCUUCUUACAAGAGUCUGUUUCUGUUAAAGAUUUUUGCAGUUUUGUUGUUGUUGUUGUUUGUAACAUGUGAAAAUGUGAGAAAAACUAUGUGGGUUGGAGUUUAUUUUUGUAAAUAAAUAUUUGUUAUAAUUUGGAUUUUCGAAGAAAGAA